Molecule: messenger RNA, 1212 nt
Organism: Vollenhovia emeryi
Lineage: Eukaryota; Metazoa; Arthropoda; Insecta; Hymenoptera; Formicidae
Product: carbonyl reductase [NADPH] 1-like
Exons: 4
Coding region: 137-961 (274 amino acids)
Molecular function (GO): carbonyl reductase (NADPH) activity
Source: RefSeq, a predicted model, not a curated record
ACCAGCGCGAUACGUUCUUAUCUGUGCGACAUUUGCGCUUGAUCAUCACGGUUUGAAGGCCGUACCGCUGUAUAAAUAGAUAGGCGUGGUGAGAAGCAGGAUACAAGUCAUACAAGUGGUCGCGGUAUUGCACAAGAUGACGGGGCGCGUCGCUGUGGUGACUGGUGGAAACAAGGGUAUCGGCUUCGCCACUGUCAAAGCCCUCUGUCAACAGUACGACGGGACCGUCUACUUGACGGCUCGCGACACCACCCGCGGCUUGAACGCCGUCAGUCAGCUGGAGGAGCAGGGCUUGAGUCCAAAGUUCCAUCAACUGGACGUCACCGAUGACAACAGUGUCAAUACAUUCCGGGAUUACUUGCAGACCAAGUACGGCGGCCUCGACGUGCUGGUUAACAACGCCGCCAUAGCGUUUAAAACCGCUGCUACGGAACCUUUCGCGGUCCAGGCGGAAGAAACGAUACGAGUAAACUACUUCAGCUUGCGCAGGGUGUGCACUGCUCUCUAUCCGUUACUCAGACCGCACGCCCGGGUGGUUCAUGUCUCCAGCAGCGCCGGGCGUCUGUGCAAAAUUACUGGCGAGGCGUUGAAACAGAAGUUGGCCGAUGCGAAUCUGACCGAGACGGAAUUGGACAAGAUCAUGCGUGAAUUUGUCGACGCCGCGAAAGCUGGAACGCAUUUACAAGCCGGUUGGUCAAAUUCAGCGUAUGUGGCGAGCAAGAUCGGCGUUUCCGCUCUAGCCGGUGUUCAUCAAGCCAUGUUCAAUGCGGAUCCCCGAGAAGACAUUGCAGUGAACGCGGUUCAUCCUGGUUACGUAGAUACCGAUAUGACUAGCCACACGGGACCCUUGACACCAGACGAAGGGGCUAUCGGUCCUGUUUACUGCGCGCUGUUGCCGAAGAAUACCGAGAUAAAAGGAAAAUACAUCUGGUACGAUAAGACGCUGUCGGACUGGAAGUGAGCGCGCGUAACGGAUGAACAAAGUAGAUGUUGUAUUAGUUUUUUUUUACAUCACGUUGAUACUUACUUGAAGAUAAAGUCUAAGCAAGUCUAACAAAGAAAACCCCACGAAUAAAUGUGAGACACCUAUUUUGUUACAAAAAAAUUUCACUUUAACUGAAUAAAAAAAAUAUAUAUAGAGAGAGAAGAAUGUUACAUUAUCCACAUUUGUAAAAAAAAAAAUCUUGUAUGAAUAAAGCAUGAAACUUACGU